This is a messenger RNA of Lepus europaeus (European hare), 2240 nucleotides long. RefSeq names its product hes related family bHLH transcription factor with YRPW motif 1 (gene HEY1). Lineage: Eukaryota; Metazoa; Chordata; Mammalia; Lagomorpha; Leporidae. Gene Ontology annotation, biological process: regulation of transcription by RNA polymerase II; negative regulation of neuron differentiation; circulatory system development. The coding region runs from base 140 to 1054 and encodes 304 amino acids. Gene Ontology annotation, molecular function: RNA polymerase II cis-regulatory region sequence-specific DNA binding; protein dimerization activity; DNA-binding transcription factor activity, RNA polymerase II-specific. Gene Ontology annotation, cellular component: nucleus. The record is from RefSeq and is a predicted model, not a curated record. The transcript has 5 exons.
UUGAGUUUUAACCCGAGGCAGAGCGCGAGCGGGAUCAGUGUGUGGCGGGCGCGAGCAGCCGAGCGCGGAGAGGCGCCGCCGUGGUGAACUCCCUGCCUGCCGCGCCGACCCUCCCCAGGAGCCCCGGAGCGGCCGCAGCAUGAAGCGCGCUCACCCCGAGUACAGCUCGUCGGAUAGCGAGCUGGACGAGACCGUAGAGGUGGAGAAGGAGAGUGCGGACGAAAAUGGAAACCUGAGUUCGGCUCUGGGUUCCAUGUCCCCAACCACAUCGUCCCAGAUCUUGGCCAGGAAACGACGGAGAGGCAUCAUUGAGAAGCGCCGACGAGACCGGAUCAAUAACAGUUUGUCCGAGCUGAGGAGGCUGGUACCCAGCGCCUUUGAGAAGCAGGGCUCCGCUAAGCUAGAGAAAGCCGAGAUCCUGCAGAUGACGGUGGAUCAUCUGAAAAUGCUGCACACUGCGGGAGGCAAAGGCUAUUUCGACGCGCACGCUCUGGCCAUGGACUAUCGGAGUUUGGGGUUUCGGGAAUGCCUGGCCGAAGUUGCCCGCUACCUGAGCAUCAUCGAGGGACUGGAUGCCUCCGACCCGCUCCGCGUGCGGCUGGUCUCGCAUCUCAACAACUACGCCUCGCAGCGCGAAGCCGCGAGCGGCGCCCACGCCGGCCUCGGACACAUGCCCUGGGGGAGCGCCUUUGGACACCACCCGCACAUCGCGCACCCGCUCUUGUUGCCCCAGAACGGCCACGGGAACACGGCCGCCGCGGCCUCGCCCACGGAACCACACCACCAGGGCCGGGUGCCCGCGCCGCAUCCGGAGGCGCCCGCCUUGCGAGCGCCCCCUAGCGGUGGCCUUGGACCGGUGCUCCCCGUGGUCACCUCGGCCUCCAAACUCUCGCCACCUCUGCUCUCCUCGGUGGCCUCCCUGUCGGCUUUCCCCUUCUCCUUCGGCUCCUUCCACUUGCUCUCUCCCAAUGCACUGAGCCCUUCGGCACCCACGCAGGCAGCAAACCUUGGCAAGCCCUAUAGACCCUGGGGGACAGAGAUUGGAGCCUUCUAAAGAACUGAUGCUGUAGAAUGAGGGAGGGGGAAGCUUAAAAAGACCCCAGCUGAGCUGGGCUGUUGCCAACACCACCUUAAAGGCGUCUGUAGAGGUAAAAAGGAAGAAGGUACACUUUCACAUGAAACUUUUUUUUAAAGACUAAAGGUUUGUUGGUUUACUUUUUUUCUUUUUAUUUUUUUUUCUAUCAUGCCAUGUUUUAGCAGUUUUGAAAACCUAGUUGUUAAAUAUUGUUUAAAAUAUUAAAUUCAAAUAGUGUAACUUAACACUAUGUGGUAGGUUUGUCCCGUGCCUAAUUUACCUUGUACACCAGUCUGUCUACGAAUGAUUCCGUUUUUAGCCUCAAAAGUUUUGGGAACCUUAUCAUUUAGUAUUUUGGGUCUGUUUUUUACUCCUUGUAUAGUUAUGGUCUGUCUUUAGAAUUAACUUUCCAAAUCUCGAUCUCAAUGUUAACAUGAUUUCUGUUUGUGACUAUUUUGACGGAUGAAGGUGUUGUAUAAAUAAUAUUCUUUUUGUGUGGGGGAGGGGACUAUAUUGAAUUUUAUAUUUCUGAACAAAGCGUUGACAAAUCAGAUGACAGCUUUAUCCAAGAAUGAAGACUAGUUGCUUUGGGCCCUCUCGUAGCAGUGAGGUGAAUAUGCAGACUCUCCGUGGCCCUGGAGCCAUGUGACCCGCUACUAAUAUCUGCCCCCACUCUUGCAGCUCUGGCUUAAUUGAGAGAGAGCCACUGGUAGGCGAGGUCUGCACUCGAGUGUUGCUGGGGAGGAGGAGGAAGGUAGCUGCCUAGAAUAAGACAGUGUUUGCCAGCCCAAGCAAUGCAAUGAAUUUUUAAUCCCACGGCUCUCAAAUUCGCAGAUGUCAACAUGGCUAAGGGAUCCUGGUGUGCACGUGGUCAGCUGAACAGCAGUGCAGCCUUUUAAACGUAUAACCUAAUUUUCCUGGAACUGCCGUAUUUUCUUUCAACUGGAAAUUUUUGGCUUGUGUUUUCCUCCUGGUGCAUGGAAAUGUAUGUUGAGACAUUAAAAGGGCUGUGUCGCCUUCUCCUCUUUGGGUUAUUUAAUUUGAUUUGGGUUAUAAAGGUAUCAGUUUGCAGAUUUAUUCCCUUAGCAGGUGUAGCUUCAGCGACCUCCACUGAACUGGAUUUGACCUCUCCUGUACUGAUGUGUUGUGACUAAAUAAAAAAGAA